UGAGCAAUGCAAGAACAAAAAAGGAUUUCUCCCCUUUUACGAAACUAAUAGCGCCAAAUCUAGAGUAAGAGGAGGGCCACUUUGACAUCAGAACAAAAAUGUCCAAUCAGUUGCGUGCGGCUGAACUGCUUCGACAAGCAGCAUCUGCAUUGAUGAAUACUGCACCAGAGACACCAAGCAGUGAGAGAAGAACUAACGUUACUCCACAAACAAACUCAGGUGCAUGUGAGAUGUCAGUUCAAGCUGCGGUAAGAAAUGUAUUUUCCCCAUACAACAGAGGAUCAUCUGUCAUGCGAGGUGCAAAACGGAGAGGUCAAACGGGUACAGGUGUAUUAGCCGUGUCUUACUGGACCCACCGUUACUGCAUUUUACAAAGUACUUGUCAGGAAACAGUGCCAACCAGAGAAGAAAAACACAAAUUGUACAAAUUAGGGUUUGGGGAGAAAAAAAUUACAUUUCAAAAAAAUGAUGACCCAUUGUUAUUCAAACAAAGGAUUGAAGAGAGCUUCCCUGCAUUGGAAAAAUGUGGUGAAUAUGAACUUCUUCAAUCAACAGUGGGGAGCAGAGUGUUUCUGGAAAAGCUUCAAAUCCCCAAAAAUGGCUACAAUGCCAACUUUUUUGCCAACGAAAGCAACCUUGGCCAAGCAGUUUGCUAUAUUCGCCCAAUCCAGAAGGAUUUGGAACUUGUUAAACAUGACUUCAAUGACAAGGGCAUCGAUGGAACCUCUGAAACAGUGUAUGAAGAAUGUAUGGAAUGUAAAACUGCGAUUCCCUUAUCACAGCUGAGAGACCACAUAAAAAUGUGUUCACAAUCCAUCUCAAGUGAGGUCAGUCUUGCUGGAAAGUGA
Ylistrum balloti is the source of this 848-nucleotide messenger RNA. RefSeq lists its product as uncharacterized. The coding region runs from base 99 to 848 and encodes 249 amino acids. The transcript has 5 exons. The record is from RefSeq and is a predicted model, not a curated record. Lineage: Eukaryota; Metazoa; Mollusca; Bivalvia; Pectinida; Pectinidae.